This is a messenger RNA of Acanthocheilonema viteae, 798 nucleotides long. NCBI's taxonomy places the organism in Eukaryota, Metazoa, Nematoda, Chromadorea, Rhabditida, Onchocercidae. The record is from the annotation of a GenBank genome assembly.
AUGGUUGCAUUGCUAUCAAUUUUUGCCGUAUGGUUGACAUUCUUUUCCAUUUGCUUUACAUUUUUGCCAAUGCUUCAAGUAUUAAAUUGGAGAAAACGUGGUACUGCUGAUGGCUUCUCAUCAGUUAAUCUCGUUUUACCUGUCCUGAUGAUGGCUUGUUGGCUACGACAUGGGUACAUGACGAAUGAUUUCACGAAUAUUUUUAUUAAUACUGUAAACUUGGUCGUCUUUGCUGGUUAUAUCCUCGCAUUUGCUUUUUAUCAGCCGUGUCGGCGUUAUUUAUGCCUGCAGCUUUUUGCACUAUUUUUCUCUCUUUUUUGUGUAUUUUCUUACGUGAGCUGGCAACCGGAUGAGAUAGCGACGGAUACGAUGGGCAGUAUUUCCGCUGCUAUGCAAAUUAUCAGCUUGGGUGGACAGAUCUAUGAAAUUGUAUGCUUGCUUUUUCUUGUAGAAUUUGUGGAAUUUCUUGUAGAAAAGCCUACAGUUGAAAGUUAUCUUAUCUUUGAGAAAAAGUUAGCAGAUCAAAGUUUCAAAAUUGAUGGAAAAAAUUCAACGAAACGAGCAAUAUUCUUUGGCCAUACGGAAUUUAUUCCGGCUGAACUGCAAUUUGGAAUUUUUUUUUUGGCAACGCAGUGGACUGUUUUUGGUAUUCUGAUUGAAAAUUACUACAUUGCUGUUGCUAACUUUGCUGGACUUGUCGUAAAUAUUGCAACAAUAUCAUUGUAUUUCAUCUAUCCGCCGCUCACCUGGAAAGUUCCAAUUAUUGGUACCGGACCGCAGCAGAAGAAAACGGAGUAA